AACGCUCCCGCGAGCGCUUCCCCCGGGAUCUGCCGCCUCCCCUGCCCAGACCCGCGGGAAAAUGACGGCCGGCUUCGACAUCGACGCCCCGCGCUGGGACCAGGGCACGUUCGCCGGGCGCCUGCGGCAUUUCCUCGCCAUCACCGACCCGCGGCUGGUGCUGGCGUCCGAGGCCGAGCUGGACCGGGCCAAGGCCCUGGUGCACGGGUGCAGGGCCGGGCUGGUGCCGCCGGGCAGCAGCCGGGAGCAGCUGCUGCGCGCCAAGACGCUCUACGACUCGGCCUUCCACCCCGACAGCGGCGAGAGGAUGAACCUGCUGGGGCGCAUGUCCUUCCAGGUGCCGGGCGGCAUGGCCCUCACGGGCUGCAUGCUGCAGUUUUACCGGACGGUGCCCGCCGUGGUUUUCUGGCAGUGGGUGAACCAGUCCUUCAACGCCGUCGUCAACUACACCAACCGCAACGCCGCCUCGCCGGUCUCGCUGAAGCAAAUCGCCGUGGCGUACGUCACCGCCACCGGCACAGCGCUGGCCACCGCCGUGAGCCUCAACCUCUACACCAAGCGAGCCCCCCCCUUGGUUGCCCGCUGGGUGCCCUUCGCGGCCGUGGCUGCUGCCAACUGCGUCAACAUCCCCAUGAUGAGGCAACAGGAGAUCAUCAACGGGAUCACGGUGACGGACGAGGACAACAACGAGCUCGGCCGCUCCAGCAGGGCUGCAGUGAAGGGCAUCACGCAGGUCGUCAUCUCCAGGAUCACCAUGGCAGCACCAGGCAUGAUUAUUCUGCCAAUCAUCAUGGAGCGGCUGGAGAAAUUCCCCUUCAUGAAGAGGAUCCAGUUUCUCCACGGGCCUUUGCAAGCGCUGCUGAGUGGGGGCUUCCUCCUGUUCAUGGUGCCGGCAGCCUGCGCCCUGUUCCCGCAGAGAUGCUCCCUCGCGCUGGCUGACCUCGAGCCGGAGCUGCGCGCCAGCAUCGUGGCCAAGCACGGGGACAAAGUGCCGUACGUCUAUUUUAACAAGGGACUGUGAACGGAGACUGCUGCAGGAGCCGUCGCACCCCUCCGGCCCCCGCCAGGCAGGACUGUGGCUCUGUCUGCCCGGGCCAUGGCUGGCGCAUUGGCUUCUCCUAAGCUUCCCCCGCUGUGAUGCUGGCCGUGUCCCGCUCAGCCCGGGCCACGCGUCCUCCCGUGCCUCCCUCCUGGCCCCACUGCCGUGCACAGGAGGGCUCUGCCCAGCCUGUUGGAGCCUUACACAGUUGCAGGCACCAGGCUCUCCACCUCCGUGCUCGAAGCACCGUCCUACCUCUGAAAGCAGGCGUCCCUCCGUCGCCUGCAUCCGGUACCAGGUACCAAACCACGACACUUGGUGUCGAAUCACUUCAGUGGCCUUUCUCCAAAAGCUGCUUCCCUUCUUGGCAGGAGAGGAGGGACCUGUCUCCUCCGCAGAGGGAGCGCACCAAUGUCCUGGGACCAAUACUGGGACCAUUUCUCCCAUGCUGUCACAUUCAGAUUUCCUUCUCUUUGCAAUUGCCACAAUCAAGGAGAGAAAUACCCGAUUGUUUUUAAGCUCUAUUUUUUGUGAUCUGCCCUUUCCUCUGAGCACCAGAGCCAGCUGUCACCCCUGCUAUCCUUCAUCUCACUGUCCCCAGGGUUGCAUCAAGGACCUGCAGCCUUGGGGUAAGUUGACUCUAGGCCCCACUGGAAGCAGGGGAGAAGAGGGGAAGCAGAGGAGACACAAAGCAGUCCAGGUGUUAGCUGAGGCUCUGAAUGGACAGCUCUGCAAACGCUAGAGGGGAGGGAUGA
Molecule: messenger RNA, 1794 nt
Organism: Rhea pennata
Lineage: Eukaryota; Metazoa; Chordata; Aves; Rheiformes; Rheidae
Gene: SFXN2
Product: sideroflexin 2
Exons: 11
Coding region: 62-1021 (319 amino acids)
Biological process (GO): serine import into mitochondrion; monoatomic ion transport
Cellular component (GO): mitochondrial inner membrane
Molecular function (GO): monoatomic ion transmembrane transporter activity
Source: RefSeq, a predicted model, not a curated record